UUAAUACUUUCAACGCUACUAUAUAACAAAUAAUUUGAGCUAGAGACUAUGCGAUGAAAUCACGGCUGUUUAUCCUGAAUUUGAUUACAUCCAUAAUUUUAGUCUCGUUUAAUAUCGCAGAAACAGUCGUCGUUCAAAGAAGCCAAAACUGCAUCAAGAAAACAAAGAUUUCGAACCAAAACUUUAAUGACGAUGUCGAGGAAGCUAGAGAUAUCCUUCAGCUACAAUCGAGGUCAGUUGGGGCAAAGCGAUGGAGGGGAAAAAAAGUUCUUUACAAGAUUGAAAACAUGCCUGAAUGCAGCGAUGGAUUAACGGUAGCAGAUGUGAGCAAGAUAGUUGAUGCAGCAGCAGGAGAAUGGAACAGCAUCCCUCGAGCCAACGUGUUGCUAAUUAAUGUGGAUGCACUGUCAGAGGAAGAAAAGAAAUCAGACCCAACUAUUAACAUACGUGUUAGUUUCCUGCCAUGUGAACAUAAGGACCCAACCCUGAAACUCGACCUGGACUUCAUUCCGUGUGGGGGUCAGUUUGGCCAUGCAAUCCACUUCGGGGACAUCCAUCUGAACUCCUUCAUGACAUGGACUGAUAAAAAUAAUCUACAGGAAAAGUAUAUCACAGAAAGUGAGUUUGUGAUGCCUAAUCUUUAUGCGAUUGUGUUGCAUGAGUUUGGGCAUUCUCUGGGAUUGUCACACUCACAGUUUCCAGAACAAGUAAUGUUCGCACAUUAUGGAGGGGACAGAAAGCAUACAAUUCAGAAACUUGGUACCGAGGAUAUGCAGAAAAUGCAGGAGCUCUACCAACCACAACAGUCAUGCAGGGACAAGUCUGUUUUCUGUCGGAGUAGAGGUACAAGCGUGUGUAAAGGAGCAGAACAGCGCGCGGCGUGUCCCAACACGUGCGGGGACUGCAAGUGUGACCCAAACACUCCCGAUGAGUACCUCAAGUGCACUCCUGCUAUAUGCUCUGGGUCCUCUGACUUGAAGCUGCUCUGCAAGAACACGUGCAAGUUGUGCGAGAAAACAUGCUCCAGUCUGCCGGUAAUCAGGAAGAUAACAUCCUCGGCAGUGUUUCCGGUUAGUGCCGGUACAUUGAUCACAGUCGGUUGUCAGAGAGGAAGCGUUCUGACGGGUGAUACUGCUGUAACUUGUGUCAGUGAAAAUGAGUACUCAUACGAAACAGAACCACGAUGUGUUGAAGAGGAAGAAGAAGAACCGGAGGAGCUAGCAAAGUGUAAAAACAAAUCUAAAAAGUGUGCAAAGAAACUAAAGAAUGGCAAAAAAUGUAAAAGCAAAUGGAUGAAGGCAAAUUGCCAAAAAACGUGUAAUCAGUGUCCAGCAACAUUAUAGGCACAAUCCUGCCUUGGAAUGUAUACUAAAGCUUUUUGAAGGAUACCUUGAAUGUCUUUAUUAAAAGUGACGUUAUUUGGACGAUUGAAAUUAGUUAAAUUGUAUAUCUCCUCAGUCUUCUUUUUUUUCAUAUUCUCUCUUUGUUAAAAAAUUUCACUCAUCUCUCGUAUAAAUUCAUGUUACUUUUUAUAUAUGACUUGAUAAUCAAAUUUAACGCAUAAGCAGA
This is a messenger RNA of Bolinopsis microptera, 1569 nucleotides long. RefSeq lists its product as uncharacterized. Gene Ontology annotation, biological process: extracellular matrix organization; collagen catabolic process; proteolysis. The record is from RefSeq and is a predicted model, not a curated record. Gene Ontology annotation, cellular component: extracellular matrix. NCBI's taxonomy places the organism in Eukaryota, Metazoa, Ctenophora, Tentaculata, Lobata, Bolinopsidae. The transcript is spliced from 5 exons. Gene Ontology annotation, molecular function: zinc ion binding; metalloendopeptidase activity. Bases 54 to 1343 code for a protein of 429 amino acids.